Molecule: messenger RNA, 807 nt
Organism: Xylona heveae TC161
Lineage: Eukaryota; Fungi; Ascomycota; Xylonomycetes; Xylonales; Xylonaceae
Exons: 3
Coding region: 73-714 (213 amino acids)
Source: RefSeq, a predicted model, not a curated record
UCAAUUCCCUCUUGCUCUGUAGCAGUCGUCGUUUCGCUCGUUUCAUGACGUUUGAUUUUCUUUGCCCUCAGAAUGAGUGUCGAUUUGGAUGCCAAUAAGGGUCCGACCGUUGUCGGUGUCAACGCCUUCCUGGCAAUCUUGUCUUGCUCUUCUGUUGCGCUGCGUUUCUUGUCGAGGCAUUUGGCAGGAACGCCUUAUUGGUUUGAUGAUUGGAUGAUAUUGGUGGCUCUGCCUUUCGUCCUUGGAGUAAACAUUUGCAAUUUCAUAGCUGUUCAUUAUGGAUUUGGACGCCAUGAAGCUGCGCUCCCCGCCAAUGCAACUUCUGUCUACCUUCACAAUCUUUACUUUGACGAAAUGAUUUACAACACUGGUCUGUCGACCGUUAAGUUUUCUAUCCUGAUUUUCUACUCUCGAAUCUUCCCCACAAGGCGAAUGCGAAUAGCUCUUUGGUGUGUUGGAGGUAUCGUACUCGGCUGGCUAAUUGCCAUGAACUUCGCCGUCAUCUUCCAGUGUAUUCCGAUUCAUAAAGCUUGGAAUUUCGCAGUACCAGGAAGAUGCAUCAACGUGGACGCAUGGUUUAUUGGUCAGGCUGUGCCCAAUAUUGCAACAGAUAUUGCAAUCUUAGCUAUGCCAUUACCCGUUAUUUGGACUUUACAGAUUCCACUGUCGCAGAAGAUGGCAGUAUGCGCCAUCUUUUUGCUUGGUAGCUUGUAAGUGUUGAUGGGUUUCUCAGUGUAAGCCACCGCUAAGAAGUGUCCAGCGUGGUCGUUGUGAGCGUAAUUCGCUUGGUGACGGUCAUUGAAAUUG